UUUUCCUUUGUCGCCCGCCCACCAGUUGAUUCCAGCUCAGUGUCAAGAGGCGACAGGAGAGAAGGCCGAAGCAGACUUUUUUUCUCACAAAGCGUUGCUGCUUUUCCCGCUGCACCUUCCAGUCUCACCAUCACCAUGCUGCGCUUGACCUCGUCUCGCCUGGGAAGUCUUCUGGCCAGACGUCCCACAGCAGCCCUGACCUCCAGCAGCAAGGGGAGGCCGGCGAGCCAGCAGAGCCAUGGGGUGUCAGAGGCAGAGGACAUGUCUCGGCCGACAUACUACGAGCGCGUGGACAUGCCUCUGCCUGACAAGCCCUAUAAGGACGUGCUGAGCGAAGCUGAAGAGAAGCUGAAGCAGAAGGAGAAAGGACCCUGGAGUCAGCUGACCAAGGAGGAGAAGGUCGCCUUGUACCGUCUCAAGUUCUCCCAGAGCUACGCUGAGAUGAAGGCUCCCACAGGAGAGUGGAAGACUGUGUUGGGUGGAAUGUUCUUCUUCCUGGGCUUCACGGGUCUGGUGGUCUGGUGGCAGAGGAUUUACGUCUACCCCCCCAGCCCCAGGACGCUGGACGAUGACUGGAAGGCCAUGCAGAUCCAGAGAAUGCUGGAUAUGAGGAUCAACCCUGUGCAGUGGAAGUGAGACGGGGGGCCACAGAGGCUCCUUCACAGCUACUGAAGGCUUCUGGCACUACUACUGCUGUAACCGUCCACAUGUAAUCACAGAUUAAUAAUAAAACUUUAUGACAACUCA
This is a messenger RNA of Gambusia affinis (western mosquitofish), 747 nucleotides long. RefSeq names its product cytochrome c oxidase subunit 4 isoform 2, mitochondrial. The record is from RefSeq and is a predicted model, not a curated record. NCBI's taxonomy places the organism in Eukaryota, Metazoa, Chordata, Actinopteri, Cyprinodontiformes, Poeciliidae. Gene Ontology annotation, biological process: mitochondrial electron transport, cytochrome c to oxygen. Bases 136 to 636 code for a protein of 166 amino acids. The transcript has 5 exons.